CUCACGUCUGCCACACACCUCAACAUGGAAACGAAGAAGAGGCACUUUGCUGGUGAUGGAGAGCUAUCGCAGUCCAAGAAGCGGGCAGUCUCUGGUGUGAACGGUCUCCCGGAACCCAAAGGUGCAGACCAGGCUGCGCCUGAAGCUGACAAGAUAGAGCUGUUUCGUAAGGAUGCCAUCUUUCGACGUAUGAGACACUAUUCGCGGGAGAAUGAGAAGAGUCAGAUGCGCAUUGCCCAGCUUGAGCAACGCAAGUCUACGUGCGAAGCAGGGCUCAUGGCUAUGGCGGCCUGCUGGGAACAGUUGGUGAACACCAUCCAUGCGCUCACACCUCAAGAGCAGUUGUCGGUAGAAGAUAUGCAGACGGACGACCUCUUUGAACUAUCCAAGCAUGUCUCUUCUGACUCAAGUCUCAAAGUAGCAUUGGAGAAAAACAUGCUCGCCACGCAGAAGCUUGUCACGAGCUUCAUGAAGAUGGGUCACCAACCGCCCGCAGCCUCACAUCACGCCACACUCAUCCAGAAAUCACAGCGCGAGUGUUCUGCUCUCCGCUCUCAACUAGCUUUGGUACAGACGAAGCUAGAAGGCCUCGAAGACCAGAACCAGAAGUAUCAGGAAGAGCUUACUGCUGCUGAGAUGAGGAUAGACAGACUACAGAGCUCAGUUGUCGCAGAAACGUUGGUUGGGAAGCCUAAGGAGGGGAAAGAAGAGCCUAAAGACGAAAAGGGGAAGUCGCCCCCGCGUCAAGCACACUCGCCACCGGUAGGUCUUAAUGGUUAUGAUCGUGACCCAGAACUCGAGCGAUCUCUCCGUAGCGACAUUGAGCAACGCGAUCAAGAAAUACUGAAGUUGCGGAGUGAGAGGUCAACACUUGCUGAUGAGAAUAUCCGCCUAAAAGUCGAGGCCCAAUCGCCAUCGGAAGAGGCGAUACUACAAUGUCCUGCCGUCAAAUACCUUCAGGAGCGUGUAGCACGCGCUGAGGCGGUGCAUGCGCAAAGUCAUGGCGAACUGCAGAAACAGCGUGACGAACUGGAUAAGCUGAAAGCGUCUCGGGUUGAUUUUGAGGAGACAUUGCGGACGGAAGUGCGGAAGGAAGUGCAAGAGGCGAAAGCCAGCUUUGACAAAGCUCAGGAUGACAUACAACGGCUCCGAGCAGCUCGGGACAGCCUAACGUCAACAGUGCAGUCAUACAAGCACAAAGAAAGCGUGAAGAUGAGGUCCGUGGACGACCUGAAGGCGCUUGUUGAUGCACGUUCGGAGCGUAUCAAGGUGCUUCAGUCGGAGGUGGCACGAUGCAAGGCUCGCAUUGCUGGACAAGAAGGCCAUGCAGACCUGAUGCGGUUCUUCUUCGAAGGCAAGGUCGAAGACGUGGACUAUGUCUCUGAGCUUGAGCGAAAGCUCAAGGACGCUCAAUCGAAGCUCGCUGCGCACGAGGAGACGCUCGCAUCAUUCAACGUGUCCAAUCCCGAUGUCGCGGCACACGCCGUGUCUGAGGCUGCUGCGCGACAGCAGUUGGCUGAUGCCCGGGCCGAGCUGGAUCGCUACCGUUCGAUGAUCGGAGCAGCUGCCUCUAGUGUCUCGCCUAGCUUGCUCGAAGAGAAGGAUGAAGAGCUAAAUAGGCUCAGGUUGAGUAUGGAGGAGCGCGAGCAGGCGGAGAAGACGCUUUAUGCUGAACUGGAUCAGCUCUCAACACAGUGGGAGGGUCUCGAUGCUCGGGUCAAGACCCAGACACAGCAGCUGAAGGGAUGGGAAGAGAGGCUGGCGAAGGCGGUCAAUGAUAAAGGAAGGAUGGAGACGAAAUACUUCGCUAUCCUCAAAGAGAAAGAGGCGGGAGAGGCAGAACGAAAGACCAGUGCACGGCACGGCGAGAAGCAGACGAAGGCAAUUGAGAAAAUGCAGGAAUCGGAGCGUAGCCUAAUCAUGCAAAUCGCCGAAUGCGAGAAGGAGAACACUACGCUGAAGCGAACGCUAGACAAUCAGAAGGAGAUCUUGCAGAGGCUCGAUAUGGAGUGCAAGGCGGCGCAGGGACGCCAGACUACUGACCACGAGCGCAUGCGUUCGAUGCAAGCGGCGAUGAUGGCUGAACUCAACAACGAGCGCCAGAAGUCUGCACAUGCAAAGAAAGUCGAGGCAGACCUUGUCAGCACCCGCAAAGAGCUAGAGGCGGCGCGUGAACGGGAGAACGAACGAGAGAGGGAAGGGAGUAGAGGGAAGGGGCGCGAGAAGGAACGGGGGAUGAGCGACGUUGAGAAGGCCAUGAAAAUCAUCAACUGCUCAAACUGCAAACUCCGACCAAGAGAAGUCGCACUCACAAAGUGCAUGCACACUUUCUGCAAAGAGUGUGUCGACGCACGGAUUUCAACACGUCAGAGACGAUGUCCUCAUUGUAACCUUGGAUUUGCACAGAGCGAUGUUGAGACGGUAUAUUGGCAAUAAGGCAUCUCUUGGACUAUGGGCGGAUGGUUGGAGGAUACUGUAUAUGCGCGUUUUAUGUUGGUUAUGCUCGCAUACAUGCUGCCGUCAGUCGUUUGCGGUUGACUCUCGUUUGCUCUAUGACCACCGCGUGUCUUUUAAUAGCUUAGUCUUAGUAUCUUAUUCUUUUUAUUUGACCUCACCCCUCUCAUACAUUCACUGCACACA
Molecule: messenger RNA, 2640 nt
Organism: Coniophora puteana RWD-64-598 SS2
Lineage: Eukaryota; Fungi; Basidiomycota; Agaricomycetes; Boletales; Coniophoraceae
Exons: 15
Coding region: 25-2436 (803 amino acids)
Cellular component (GO): nucleus; HULC complex
Molecular function (GO): ubiquitin protein ligase activity; metal ion binding
Source: RefSeq, a predicted model, not a curated record